GAAGAACUGGUAAGAGAUGGAGGAUAAAACACAUAUAAUGGGGGGACAUACUGAGGGGUCUCCUUUUACUUUUCAUCUCAUGGUAGUUAUUUGUUCUCAUUUGUUUGCUGUAAAGUAACCGUUAAAUUCUCACUGACGCCGUUAGCCUGUUAGCGUGCUAGGCUGCAGGCUAGGCUAGCUGUGCAGUGGGCUCGUGUUUCCGUGCGAUUUGAUAUGGCAGAUAGCAAACUCGACAACACUCGCCACCACUGGAGGUAUUUUCCCAUUUACCCCUGCUGAGUAACACAACUGCUGUUAUCAGGACCUGGCUAUUAGGUUAAUUAACGUUAGCCAUCACGUCUGUUGCUGAAGUAACCUUAGCUAACGCCGCUGCUAGCAAAACUGUGGCCUGGAAUGGAGCCAGGCGAUUUGCGGGAGAGCCCCGCCGGGUCCGGGGAGUCAGAUGCGGGGGAUUGGAGGGAGGUAAUUCCCGGUGGGGACGAGGAGGUCAAAGCUGCCGAAACUAAUGGACCAUCACUAGAAUCGGCGCUCAGAGACACAUGCGAGGAGGGUGAAAGCGAAAAACAAAAAGGAGUGGGAGAACAAAUACACAGCCCCUAUGAGGAAGAACUGGACCCCAGGAUCCAGGAAGAGUUGGAGCAUCUCAAUGAAGCCAGUGCAGAAAUCAAUAGACUAGAACUGCAGUUGGAUGAUGCCAGAUCAGGGUACCGGAAGAUCCUCACAGAGUCUGCCAGGAAGCUAAAUGCUCAGAGCUCUCAGCUUGGUGGCUGUAUAGAGAAAGCAAGACCCUACUAUGAAGCUCGUCGCCUGGCGAAAGAGGCACAGCAGGAGACCCAGAAGGCAGCUUUGAGCUACGAGAGAGCGGUCUCUAUGCACACGGCGGCCAGGGAGAUGGUCUAUGUGGCAGAGCAGGGUCUGAUGGCUGACGGCAAGAACACCCUGGAUCCCACCUGGCAGGAGAUGCUCAACCAUGCUACCUCCAAGGUGAAUGAAGCCGAAGAGGAGCGACUCCGCAGUGAGAGGGAGCACAUGCGUGUCACACAUGCCUGCCAGGAGGCCGAGGCACGGGUUCAGAUGCUGCAAAAGUCCCUCAAAAGAGUCAUUGUGAAAUCCAAACCUUACUUUGAGCUGAAGGCCCAGUUCAACCACAUACUGGAGGAGAACAAGGCCAAAGUGCUGCAGCUGGAACAGCAGGUAGCCAAAGUGAAGACCCGCUACUCCAUCGCCUUACGCAACUUGGAACAAAUCAGCGAGCAGAUCCACGCUCAGAGGGGGAGGGACCAGGCUGAGGGAGGAUGCACCACUGCCUGCGCCGGGCGGAGCCCCCCUGUUGGAGCUGAGUCCGACACCAGGGUUAAGAAAGAGGGUGGAGCUUGCGGCGGCAGCAGUGCAAGGGGGACGGAUCGAGCGGAUGCAGCCCUCGACCUGGAGAAAUACAAGGAGAAGGAGAAUGAAAAGGAGAGGGAGCGGGCGGGGUCGGAUUCCCUUUCGGUCUUCAGCCUGCAGACCAUUGCUUCCGACUUGGAGAAAUAUGACUCCAUCGAGCACCUUGGGGAUCUCAGUGACGUAGGGAGCGUAACUGGGGAUGAGGGGGAGAAAGAGAGAGGAGUAGUGAUAGAUAGAAGGGACAAGCUCUCGGAACCAACCGCCAAAGAGCGGCAGCAGCAGUUCUAUAAGCAGCACCACCGAAGCUUCAGUUUGUGAAGGUGUCGUAGAUAUGAAAUGGCUAUAAACACUGCAAAUGUGUGAGUUUAAAAAAAAGUACAAAAUAGGGUAAACACCCCUAACACAUAGGUACCAACCAAAGUAUCAGAUAGACAAUUAGCUGCAAAUCUAAAACUGGAGUGAUGCAGUUGUAGGUGUAUGAUAUGAUGGUGUAAAUAAGCACACGCGCGUUGACUGACAACACAUUAUUCUAAAGCUGACAUUGAUCAAUAGUUAAUAUUGCAGCCUAGUUAGAACACUACUGGAAUCUAAAGCGCUUUCAACCCUCCAGGACAAGUAUACUGUAUAUUCACUCCGUGAGGGAUCCUGGGUAGAAUUUGUUCCCUGAGCAUGAAGGAACAGCGAAGAAUGAUCAAAAGCCCCGUCUGAACAGACAUGUUUAGAAAGGCAUCAUUUCUUACUUUCCCAGGCUAAUCGUUGAUCUAAUUUGUUGAGACUACUGAAAACAAAACCCUCCAUUGCCUCCCCCUCCGGUCGCGUCGAGUCUUAUCAGCGAUUGCUUCAAGGUAGAGGGGGUCGCUCCACACACACAGAGAUCCACACUCCACCCGCAUCAAGUUAGUGUGCAGGGAAAAAUGACAAAAACGAUUCUCUGUCAGUGCAGAGUGAAAGCAUGUUUGAAUUCACAUUUCCUAUAUUUAUUUCCUGUAACAUGCUGCAGGCAGUGCUUUGUUAUUUUUGGCACGAGAGAAUGCGUUUUUUGAAAAUUCCUGAAAUGGUGAAUGGAUGGAAGACGAUAAGGACUCUUUCCACUCCGACAGCAUGCACUCCUAGUUAGCUAUCUCGACGGACGUUAAUGACAUGUAUCCAGGGCUAUAUGCUGAGACAAAAACUGACAUAUUAAAGCUAAGAUGAUGAAGCUGCAGCCAUGUUUGUUUUUCUUAGUAUGUCAUUAUGCUGUGGUCUUAUGGUGCAAAAAGCCUUUUCCCCAAAUGUAUAAUAUUUGGAUAUUGUUUACAUUUGUGUAAGUGGAUUUCUUUGGCAGCGAUUUCUCUUUUGUUGCCUUUUAAAAAACUAACUUGCCCGUGUUGUAAUUUGAAGUGUGCCUUGACACAGAACAAGUAACAAAUUUAGCAUGAGGAGCACUUUGCUGUUAACUGUAGUUCUGUUUAGAACCAUUUAAAGAACAAGCGUGCGCCCUGUUAUGAUUUUUUUUAAAAGAAUGUUUUAACAAUCUGAUUCACCCAGGCGCCAUUUUCCGAUGAGACUUGAAGAGUUUGUUUUGAUUUCUGUUUUUUAUGACAUUGUACUUUGUCAAAGUGUGUGACGCAAAGCGAUGAAGUCAAGAAAUGACUUGUAAAUGUAUGUAAUUACUACAAAGCUGGAAAAUAUUGACAUGUACAGUUACCACGUGUUUCCUGAUUUGAAUGUUUGAUGAGUUUGUUGUACAGAUGUUCUGCACAGUUUGUCAUGUGUGUAUUUAAACCAUUAUUGUCGCAGUUUAUCUGAAACACCUCACCUUCACUCCUGUCUUAACAGUUAGUUCUCACCCUUUUAACGGCAUUUGUGAAUUAGUCAGAAUGUCACUCUCAGAUUUAUGCAUUGCCAUAUCUAUAAUCAAUAAACCAGAUCAUACUUCUUGG
Molecule: messenger RNA, 3308 nt
Organism: Epinephelus fuscoguttatus (brown-marbled grouper)
Lineage: Eukaryota; Metazoa; Chordata; Actinopteri; Perciformes; Serranidae
Gene: sh3bp5la
Product: SH3-binding domain protein 5-like, a
Exons: 6
Coding region: 394-1704 (436 amino acids)
Biological process (GO): intracellular signal transduction; negative regulation of protein tyrosine kinase activity
Cellular component (GO): cytoplasm
Molecular function (GO): protein kinase inhibitor activity
Source: RefSeq, a predicted model, not a curated record